AUGCACUCGAAGUUCGUUCCCAGCCCAGCAGCAGCAGCCCCAUCAGCCGCACUCCGCACACUGCUCGCCAGCAACCAGGACAGGGACAAGCUGCUCAGACUGCUCGAAUCCAGCCUGCGAUGGCUCAUCUACCUCAGCCGCACACCCCGCCAGCAGAGGACCACCAGGACCAUCCUCAUCACACUCAUCAGCCUAUCCGCCAUCCAGCGAACCCUCCCACUCAUCCCACUCACAGUCACCACCACCACCACCACACACACCACCACCACCACCACCACCACCGAACCACCAGCAGCCCAGAACCAGAACCAGCACCAGAACCAGAACCAGCUCCGAUCGACCAUCGAAUCGGCCACCAACGCACUCGAGAUCUCCGUCACCCUGCUCGACAACCUCAGCCUGCUCAGGAGCCCUCCUAAACUCCUCUCCACGGCCACCAACCUCGCCAACCUGGCCCUCAACAUCCUCCACUACGCCCGCUCCUCGCUCGAUAAAGCCGCGCUCUGGCACCUCGGCCGCUCCACCCGCCAGGCCCUCGCCGACACCGAGCAGUCCAUCAGGCACAACAAGCGCCUCCUCCGCACCACUCACGACCACCCUCCCCAGCCCCCGCUGCUGCUCGAGCAGAUCGCCGCCGACACCAGACUCAACAGGGCCCGCAAGGCCUCCCUCAAGCACUCCAAACACGCCCUCCAUCGGCUCGGGUGGGCACGGAUCGUCUACGCCAUCGACGCCCUCGUCUCCGCCUACGAUCUGCUCGAGCUCAAGUACUGCUCCCGCGGACUGCGGAUGCUCAUCGAAUCCACAAGCGCCCUGCUCGAAGCCGCGUACGGCCAUGCCCUCCAGUCCCUCUCUCCAUCCACCACUCCCCCCUGA
Molecule: messenger RNA, 876 nt
Organism: Puccinia triticina
Lineage: Eukaryota; Fungi; Basidiomycota; Pucciniomycetes; Pucciniales; Pucciniaceae
Exons: 5
Coding region: 1-876 (291 amino acids)
Source: RefSeq, a predicted model, not a curated record